Dentiscutata heterogama is the source of this 6333-nucleotide messenger RNA. NCBI's taxonomy places the organism in Eukaryota, Fungi, Glomeromycota, Glomeromycetes, Diversisporales, Gigasporaceae. The record is from the annotation of a GenBank genome assembly.
CUUUAAAUGAAGAUUAUUCAUUUAUCGAUUAUAUCUACAAGACUAUCAAAUCUCCUGAUACCUUAAAUUGUGGUAUUUUAGAUUAUCAAUAUAUAUUAAGAAAUCACAGGGAAGAAUUCGAAAAGAUUAUUAAUUUCAUUAAGCAGUGUUUAUCGUUAUUUGCAAGCAAAACAAAAGAGCAAGUGUUAUUUUUGUGUGUUCUCCUUGGUCAUUACACAGAAUACCGGUCAUUUAACCCCAGUCUUCCGUAUCAUUUCCCAUCCUCCAUCAUGCUAAAGGAAUUUAAAAGCAUCGAUGAUUGUUAUGGUCUGCCUUCCAAUACGAAACCUAUAAUCGAGAGAGCCAUCAGAGCUUUAGUUCAACAUAACUCUAAGAGCGGUUUCCUUGACUGGAUUAUAAUUUUUGCGUUUGCUGCUAAAUUGGAUAUACCAUACUCAUUUAUUGAUUCGAUAGAAAUAUAUGAUUAUAAAAAGCAACCUGAUCACUUCGUAAAACUAUUGAAAGAAAUAAAGCCUAGCAUCAAUGAUCUUAAGAGUUCUAAUUCUAAUGCAUUAAAUAAAACGAUUAUUAAGCUUGUUAAAAUCUCAUAUAAUGUAGAAUGUCUCGUACACCUGCAUGAAUAUUUUAAAGAUUUGGGGAAUGACUAUUCUAUUAAAUACGAAGUUCGUAAAAAACUUUUGGAAUUGCUUAAAGAUAUAAAAUUACGUUGGAAUAAAGAAAAUAUCUCCUCAGUUCACAGGCUUCUUAUGGAACCUAUUUUAGGGUGGCAAAAUAAAGACUAUGCUAGCGUACUCAGAGCAAUUGCUGGAUCCAAUCAAACACUUGUAUUAGAAUCUUUUCCUGAAAUUUUUAAAUUUAUUUCGGGAUUGAAUUUAGAGGAAAUUAAAAGGGAUCUUGAGCGAGAAUCGAUCACAUGGUUUAUAAAAAUCUGUAAAAAAAAUGAGACCUACGACAUCUUCCGUUAUCUUUCAAUGAUGCAUACAACUUCGAAGCAUGGUCGAGAAAUAUUGAACAAGUUGUUAAAUCAUAAUAUUAUGACGUCAUUAUCCGAUGAUUCUUUAUUUUCCAUCACAUCGUCUAUUGAAGACUUUCAUGAAGACAUAAGAGUCCAUUUUAUAUCUGUGGUAAAAGAAAGAGUCGGAAUUCUUGUUCAAGUUCCUAAUGAACGUCUCUUGGAAAAAAUUAAGCAGAUUUGUCGUAGCACAACGAAAAUUUUAUGUUUUAUACUCGAUCGCUUACAACAAGCAAAGGAUGUUAAAUUUUCAGAAGUAGAAUCUUUUCAACUUUCAAUAUUUCAAUUUGCGAAAUUUUGGAUGGCAAUUUUUAAAGCAAAAGGUCAUACAGAGAAGCUAUGUUCUCAUCCAUAUUUUAAAGAAGUAUACGAAAUGGUGAUUCAUAUAGCUACGAGCAUUAAAAAUCGUACUAUUACAAUAAGAUUACUUCAGAAAAUUUUCAAAUACUUUAUCAAUAGCAACAGAUUUCUCAAUAAUUAUCUUAAUUCUGCUAUAGAAAAUUAUCCGGGAGAAUAUAAUAUAAUUCCAUACAAAGUUGUAGAAGAAAGUUACAGUCAAUGUUAUGAAUACAUUUCAAUUUUGGAACGCCUCCAAAAAUUUUAUAAACAAUUCUGUCCUUCUCAAUUAGUUUCAGACGUGAAACUAUAUUUGGAUAAUUUAGAAAAAAGAUCAAUUGAUGCCACACUUGAAGAAUCAUACACCAAAGAUCAUUGGUCAAUGCAUUCCGUGACUAUUGAAAUUAUGAAAGAUUAUUAUCACUUAAUUGAAUCACAAACUUUCUACAACGCCUUUCAAAUUGUAUUGAAAGAGGAAUUGACAGUUCAACAAGUAAUGAAUAAAAUUAUUAAAGAAGCCAUUGAAAACUAUAAGACAAUAUGCGAAGAAUAUGGUAAAUGGGAAGAAAUUAAAUGUUCUGUUGCAAAUGAAUUCUGGAAAAAUGUUAAUAUUGAACAUGUUGAUAAAGAAAUUAAGUUUAUGAUUCCUUAUGUUGAAAAACUUAAGUCGAGUAGUAAUACUGGAAACAACGAGAACAAUAUUCAAAGAUUGAUUGACUCAGUGAAAUUUUUAGUUGUUAUCUCGCCGGCAUUGGAAAGACUAUGUCAACUUCAGAUUGUGAUUAAAGGUUUAGGUGUUGUUCAAUGUGAUCAAGAAUCUUGGGUCGAAGAACUAAUAAAGAACUUAGAAGAUAAGGAUUUACUACUUUACCAGCUACCUAAAAUUUUUUAUCGACUUAAUGAAAUUGAAAAGAAAUCGUCAUUAACAAAUGACGUUUGGUCAAUAAUUACGGAAAUUUCUUCAGCUAUAGAUUUUGUUAUUUUUCUUAAAUCACUUGUCGGUCAUAAUCUCAAAAACUUAAUCAAUGGAGUUGAUGAUCAUUCAGAUGAACGUUUGAUCCAAGAAAAUACUGUCCAGACAUUUAUUCAAGUAAAACAGAUCUUGGAACCUUUAUUAGAGGAAGGGAAAGGAAAUUAUAAGCAGUCAGCAGAACAGGAAUUGCAAAAUUUCUUGCUAAAUUUACAUGGUAUCUUAAAGAAGAAUUCAUCUCUUAUUUUCAAGUUACGAUUAUGUAAUGCGAAUGCACAAGCAUUAAUGAAUAUGUACAAAAAUAUUUCUAACCGUGGAGAGAUGACAAAAGAAAAGAUUUUCUAUUCAGUGACAAAAGGCGUAUAUUCAUUUGAGAGAAUGAAGGAUGAUGAUAGUAGAUAUACCGCAACAUUAUCAUAUUCUUCUGACAUUUUAAGGGACGGCACUGCGAAAUAUACCUUUGCCGACCUUCAAGAUUUGCGUGGCCGAGCCUUAUUGAUCGCGAAAGCUCCUACAAAUGCAAAAGCUUUCACCAAUGCGAAGAUUUUAGAUAAUGAAAGUAUUAAAGCUAGCGAGAUCACGUUAGAUCAUAUGAAUCAAUUUGUCAUUAGAGUUGACCUCGCACAAGAAAUAAUUGAUACUGCAUCAUCGCUAAAGGAACUUGGACAUUUUGAGUAUCGUGAUUUUCAGAUAUCUACACAUUCUACUCAAGAUAUGGAAAGAUUGUUGAAGACUUUGCAAGAUGAUUUACAAAAUUGGGAAAAAAUUGUUAAUGAAGCACAGAAAAAUCACUAUUAUUUAACCUUUUUUCUAGCACAACAUAUUUUAAAUUUUUAUGAUUAUUUUUCAUGCAGCGAAAAUAUUGCAACUGCACGAUCUGAUAUCAAAGAAAAAUGUUCGAUCCUCUUGAGAUACGUCAAUGAUAAAGCAGAAUUACCAAACAUUGACUCUGAUAUCCUUAAAAUCUCUCUUAAACCAAAAAAUUAUUACAGUAUAUUGUGCAAGAUUGGUACCAUAUUACAUGGAAUAUUCAGUCAAACUCCUACAAUGAAACGCCAUAUGACAGCCAUUGUUAAUCAUGAGACCGUAAAUGAAGUUCAUCAAGGGCAUCUUUUCAUCGCAAAAUGUAAUAAUAAAUUUAGGGUGCCAAAUAUUAUUAUGUCUUUAUGUAAUUUACAUAAUAAAUGCUAUCCAGAAGCAUGGCAACUUCUAAUUUGUAAGUCUUCUACUACAGAAGAAGAACUUCUCACAUUCACAAAACGAUGUUUUUUUGCUGCAAAGAAUGGAUAUGGUGAACAUUUAUUUUUCAUUGCAAAUGUGGAAUUUCUUGAUUUUGAAUUGCAAUAUCAAUUGGUAUCAAGCAUACGUUCUUUAUGUCAGCAAGAUAACCAAUAUUAUCUGGUCCUGAUUUGUUGUCUUGAAAAUAGCAUGCAUCAUCAUAUAUUAGAUCAAUUUUCAGAACAUACACAUGUGAUUCAGGGUAUUGAUGCGGAUUCAAUGCACAACAUUUACAAAGAAUUGUGUCCUAAUGUAAUGGCAGUUUCUUCGGAUUUAUCCGGGCAAGGAAAGACCAAGUGGAUUGAAGAGCAAAGUUCCACUCAUGGAUUGGUCCCCCGAAAAUUUUUAAUAAGUGAUGGAAUGACAUUUGGAAUACUUGUGCAUAAAUUGUCAGAGAUUAAAUUAAAAGAUACUGAAAGUUUACAUUUAAAUAUCACGUUAAUAGAAAAUCACUAUGAUAUAGACAUGUUUUUAUUCGAAUUUCUAUCAUUUAAAAUUGUGAGAGACAGAACUGAUUUCUUAAGUAUCUCACCGAUGCAAAUAUAUAUAGAAAUAGAAUCAUCCAUGAAUCAAGACUUGCUAAAUUCGAUACCAAUUAUUGGGCAUUUGGAAAAAACGCAUUUGACAUGGAAUAUCAACAACACAAUUAUUCCUCAAGAUGUGAACAGUCCUAUCCAAAUUGUUGCAAGUUAUUUAGAUGCGUAUGAUCGUAACACAAUCAAUACAAUUGACAUUGACCUUAAUGGCAGAGAAGAGCUAAUCUCAGAAAGUUGUUGUCGACAACUGUUGCAAAAAUACUUUUUUGAUAAAGUUACUCAAGAAAUAAAAACCUAUCGUUUUCUUGAAAUAUUUGUCAAUGUUCUUGCGGAUCAAUUAAAAAGAAUGUCAUCUAGUGCAUUCUUUCGUGUGGAUACAUUAAAUUGGAUGGCAGCAGUCAACAUCCGAAUGACAUUAUUAGAAACGUUAAUAGAAGUAUCCAUGUAUUUUGCAACUCGAUCAGUGAAUUCAAAGAAAGAUCAGCUCAAAAAUCUUUCUGAAAAGAAUAACAAGGAAAUAAGCAUAACGAACAUCAAACAUUGGGAAGAUUCAAAUCACUUAUUAGUAUUUUUCUUAUCACAAUCUCCUGAUUCUAUCUGUGCACUUUAUCGGGAUAGAAACAAGGUUCCAAAAAAUGUUGAAAAUUUGUUGAGGAGUCAACAUUUUCCCGCAAAUUCCAAUUUCGUUCUAGAUAAUUAUGAUGAUAUGUCUUGUGAAGAUAUCUUGAAGAAAUUGGAAUGCUUGGCACGAACAACACACGAGGAACGUGAAUAUGCGCCAUAUGCACUUUCUGCAGAUAACCUUUUAAAGAUGGCACUGAUUUUAUUGAGAACAAGAGCAAAUGUACCCGUAGUAAUUUGCGGUGAGGCCGGAUGCGGCAAGACAAGUCUCAUUCAGUUCCUUUCAGGAGUCGUUAAUGUUAAAUUUAAAAUUCUAAACCUACAUGCUGGCGUAACUAAGGAACGAAUACUUGAAUUUCUAUUUGAUGCGGAAGCUGUUGCAGAGGAAGGUGAAAUAUGGUUGUUUUUUGAUGAGAUUAAUACAUGCAACCAUAUCGGUAUUAUUGCAGAUCUCAUCGCUCAUCGGUUGCUUCUAGGAAAAGAAAUUCAUAAAAAUAUUAGACUUUUUGCAGCCUGUAACCCUUAUCGUUUUCGUCAAAAAGCUGAUACUCAAGCAGGACUCUUAACAGACAGAUACGAAGAAAAGAAUAGUCUUGUCUAUCAAGUACGACCACUUCCAGACCAAAUAUUAGACUAUGUUUGGGAUUACGGUGUUUUAAAGCCUUCAAAUGAAAAGAUUUAUAUUAAUAUAAUGAUCAAAAAAUCUCAGAAAAACCUACAAAAAGCAGAUUUAUUUACAGAGCUUUUAUUUGCGUCUCAAGAAUUUGUAAGAACUCAUGAAGGAGUGCAUAGUGUUAGCUUGCGUGAUGUAAAAAGAGCAAUAAUUAUAUUUAAGUUCUUUUGCAAAAGUUUUGAUGAACGUCAAAAAAUAGCAGAAAAACUAUUUGAACAGAAUGUCAGAUCCAAAAUUUUUCGCUUAGCAAGUGAUAUAAAAUCCUAUUUUGAAGGAGGUCCAAACAAUAUUAUCAAAUCAUAUAUAUUAGCACUAAGCCUUUGUUAUCAAGUUAGGUUUUUUGAUCAAGAGUUACGUAAUAGAUAUCAGGAAAGAAUGUGUGAAAUUUUCGAAGAGAAUGGAGUAGAAAUAGAUUAUAAAACUUUUAUGGAAGUUGUUCAAGGAGAGCAGAAAGAUUUUAUGAAACGUAUGACGAAGCCAAGUAUGGUGGCUGAGAACUUUGCUCUCCUUGAGAAUGUACUUGCGAUUACCGUAUGCAUAUUAACUCGUAUUCCGCUGUUUAUCAUUGGUGCUCCGGGUGCAUCAAAAUCUCUGGCUAUUCGCCUAGUUAGUCAAAGUCUUCGUGGUAAUGAUUCUGAUGAUCCAUACUUUAGAACUCUCCCUCAAGUAUAUGUGGUUCCUCACCAAGGAUCAUCAUCUUCGACAUCUGACGGUAUCAGCACAGUAUUCGAUAAAGCAAAUAAUUAUCAAAAAGGAAACUCGGAAGAAUUUCCGUUAAUCACUGUUGUUUUACUUGAUGAAAUUGGCUUGGCCGAAAAAAGUCCUCAUAAUCCAUUAAAAGUUUUACAUUCUUUACUUGAACCAAAUUAUCCUGCAGAACUUCCGGAAGUUGCCGUUAUAGGAAUAA